GAUUGCCAUCUCCUCUCCCCUAACCCCUUGCCUCCCCUAUGUCCCUUUCUCGCCUACGAUACCCUCUACUCUCCUUAGAGCCGACACCUCCCCUGACUGAAGAGAGGGUGAAGACAUUGGACGAGGAGUAUGCAGAGGGUGACGGCGGCGCUCGAUGGCCUGUGGCCGUGACUAGGACAGCGGCGAGCAGAGCUCGACCGCAGCAAAGGCGACGAGUAAAGCUCGACCGCAGCAACGGUGGCGAGCAGAGCUCAACCUUGAUCCUCCCCAAAUUGAUGCCACCAGAUAAGCCCCACCUCCCCAAAUUGUAACAGAGAUCCCGCAAAAUCCACCAGAUCUCGCAAUAUCGACGCCACCAGACUGUCUCUCCCCAAAUUCCACUAAUCUCAAUCCCCUUCCUAACUAAGAACCCACAAAAUCCCACCCUAAAUGCGCUUAAUUAGGUGGGUUUUGGACAUUAUGGUGAGUAACAGAGAUCUCGUCGGCGAGCAGUUGUCGAUCUACUGGACGGGGAUCGGAAUGGAAGAAGAUGACAUCUUGAAGAGAUAUCAAGGAGAAGGAAGGCUAUUGCGGCGCUGGGUAUUCUUCACGUCGAAUGACAAGGUCAAGGGACGAGCUGAAGAGGCAAUGGUGGCUAUUCCCGAGGGCGAGACGAGGCGGCGACGGCUGGUUGGGAGGACGAAGGCUGCGGGGCGCACUCAGUGGGAAUGUUUUCUUUCCAUGAUUUUUGUUAUAAUUUUUAAUUUCCUUUUGUUAGUUUAUUGAUUUUUAUGAAAAACAAAUAAUAAAAUUUCACGUCAGAU
Messenger RNA from Linum trigynum, 803 nucleotides. The record is from the annotation of a GenBank genome assembly. NCBI's taxonomy places the organism in Eukaryota, Viridiplantae, Streptophyta, Magnoliopsida, Malpighiales, Linaceae.